AUGCGCAACUUAUUGGAACUUGAGGCGCUGGCGUAUCUUCGGGUUAACACGAGCCUUGCGUACUCCGAGCAUUACCCCCGCGAAGCACUCAGUGCCGAUGAGACGCCAGCCAAGAUCUACAGGUGGGAUUGCGACGGAACAAUUGCCAGCGAGGGGCGAGGAGUAUUAACUGGCCACAUUGACACAGCCUUCGCCUACCAAAACGAGACUGAGGUCGGUGUCGGAAUCAAGGCUUCCGGUGUUCCCCGUGGGCAGGUCUGGCUCACCACCAAGCUCGACAACUCAUGGCACAAGCGCGUUGCCGAGGGCAUUGACGCCUCGCUCGAGAACCUGGGUACUGACUACGUCGACCUAUACCUCAUCCACUGGCCUUGCAGAACCAACCCAAACAUGAAGGAGGUCUACUCCGACUGGGACUACGUUGACACAACAUCGGUGUCCUCCCCCAAGUUGGUCGCCUAUAACACCUCCAAGGGCAUCCACUCCACCGCCUACUCCUACCUCGGCUCCACCACCUCACCGCUGCACAAGGACGCCACCCUCCUCGAGCUCGCUGAGAAGAAGGGCCGCUCGCCACAGCAGGUUAUGUUCGUGUGGAACAUCACCAAGGGCCGCAGCGUCAUCCCCAAGUCGGUGACUGCGGACCGCAUCCAGGCCAACUACGAGAUUGAUGGGCUUGAGUUGACUGAGGAGGAUAUCAAGGUUAUUGAUUCGAUGCAGGGCCGAGAUGGUAGUUUCUUGCCGCAGAACUACGAGAAGGUGUUCUACCACGACGAUGAGUAA
Messenger RNA from Pseudogymnoascus destructans, 783 nucleotides. RefSeq lists its product as uncharacterized. The transcript has 4 exons. The coding region runs from base 1 to 783 and encodes 260 amino acids. Gene Ontology annotation, molecular function: aldose reductase (NADPH) activity. The record is from RefSeq and is a predicted model, not a curated record. Gene Ontology annotation, cellular component: cytosol. NCBI's taxonomy places the organism in Eukaryota, Fungi, Ascomycota, Leotiomycetes, Thelebolales, Thelebolaceae.